AAUAAUGGGCAGGAAGCUCGUCUCUUUUGGCACUGUAACCAAAAUCAUCAUCUCACGCUCCUCUGAAAAUGAGAUUCUAAAGUCAGUCACUCUUCCGUAGUCGGUGCCGUUCUUCAUACUUUUCCUUCUCUAAUCCUUCUCCAAGAAGUGUUCGUACGCCGGAGGGAAUGACGUCUCCCGGCGGGGGAUCAUCGGCGCGGCUUCCGACGUGGAAAGAGAGAGAGAACAACAAGCGGAGAGAGAGGAGACGGCGAGCCAUAGCGGCCAAGAUUUUCUCCGGGCUAAGAGCUCAGGGAAACUUUAAGCUUCCCAAGCACUGCGAUAACAACGAGGUCUUGAAGGCUCUCUGUAGAGAAGCUGGUUGGGUUGUGGAUGAAGAUGGCACUACCUAUCGCAAGGUAAUAAUUUCAGUUUCGUUUAUUCUUUAAUCUAAUGUUUCUAGCAUUUCUGAUCUCAGAUCUUGGCAAAUUGCAAGUUUCCCUUUAUAAUCAAAUAUGGUUUUUGAUUGUUGUGGUGAAUUGGAGCGGUGGGAGCAACCUAACAUAAACACAGAUGUGUUUAGUUUUUAAGAAAAUUUAAUUUAGAGGUAUGCUCGUGCUUAGCUCUCCCUCGUAUAAAUAGUCUUGCUCGUUAGAUGUUUGAUAGAACUCCUCUCAGAUUAAUCUGUGCGAAGCAAUAACCAUUGGACAGAAUUAGGAUCUCCACCCGUUGGCUCCAUAAAAUCCUUUCUUUUACUUCCAAGAUGCUGACUUUUUCUUUAUGGUGAUCCACAACGAGAUCUCCAGUUGAGUUCAUGAUCCGCCAAAUCUCUCUGCACCUGAAGAGGGAUGCACAUUUUGUAUCGUUUUCUUGGUUCAACGAAUGCUAUUUACUCUACAACAACAACAUCCAAGCCUUCGUCCCAUAAGAUUACUCUGAUGGGGUCAACGAAUAGUACUUAUUCUGAUGCCAAAAAAUAGAAUUAGUCGAUCCUUGUAAACAAAGUUAGUGUAAAAAGUUCUAGUCCGGAAGGGAUUAAUCUGGGUGAAGUGUGCAUACUUACAACAGCACCGGUUUAAUGCCAAUGUAUUUGAAUUUGUUGCAUUAUUGGUGUGAAUGAAUGUGUUAAUAAUAUACAUAGUACUUCCUUUAGAACUCGCUCUAUGGAAAUGCUAACUGUUCUUAUAAUCUGUCAUACAGGGGCAAAGACCAUCUCCAAAUGAGAUAAUGGGAAUCUCAACAAGCAUAAGUGCAUGCUCUUCAGUCCAGCCCAGCCCAAUGUCAUCAUCCUUCCCCAGCCCGGCACCUUCUUACCCUGCCAGCCCUAGUCGGAGCCCUGCUCGAGGUGAUACCAAUCCCCCGUCCUACAUCUUACCCUUCCUCCAAAACUUGUCUUCUGUUCCAUCUUCUUUGCCUUCACUACGUAUAUCCAAUAGUGCCCCUGUAACCCCUCCUAUUUCUUCUCCCACCAAAGGGCCAAAGCGGAAACCUUCAUUAGAGCCUCUCUCCAACAUUCCGUUCUAUGCUUCCCACCAUACGUUCUUUACUUGUUCUGCACCAUCAAGUCCUACCAGACGCCAACAUUGUAAACCGGCUACAAUUCCAGAGUGUGAUGAGUCUGAUGUGUCAACAAUUGAUUCUAUUCGUUGGGUCACCUCCCAGACAGGGGUUCCCUUUGUUGCCCCAGCAUCCCCCACUUUUAACCUCGUAGAACCGUUUUCUCAGCAGAUCAAUCUAUCUGCGGUCGAUGGGCAUGGUGACUUUGAUUGGGUAGGAGCAGCUAAAAGGGCACGGUGUGCUGAGUUUGAUUUUGAAAAUGGAAAAGUGAAGGCAUGGGAGGGUGAGAAAAUACAUGACAUUGGUAUGGAUGGUUUAGAGCUGACACUUGGGAAUGGAAAAGCUACUGCGUAAGCCACGGAAGAAAGAGAUUCUGUUGGUGGGUUUCUUAAGCCCUAAUCCUCUUGACCAAACUGCUAGCAUGAAUGUUCUUUCUUUUGUAGUGCAACAUAGAUGAGCAUCGUGCUUGAAGCCACCUGUUGUUGCUUCUACUUCUUACGUGGACUGUCGUGCAUCCUCUGAAUUGUACAGUAAUACACUUACUGUGCUAAGUGCCUAUUUAUGUGAUCUAAAUGGUUCACUUUAUUAGUCCAUAUGAGAUAUGAAUGGAUGAUAUGUGAUGAUGGUGGCUUUGGACUAUUUCUCAUCCACUUCUUCAUUAACUUUGUUUAGAUGUUUUCUUUUGAUAUUUCUAGUUGCUUGAAGGCCUUUAGGUCAUCUACAGCUCACUUUCAAGUGACUUGUUGGGUCAUUAAGACAUUUCAAGAUUAUUUCUCGCUCUCAUUUGUAAUGAGACAUGGAAAUAGUAUCGAUUUACUGAUAAUUUUUCUUGUAGAAUAUCUUGGGCAAGUACUUUUGUGUUCUUAUUAUUGGUUCCUAAUAAGUUUAUUAGUUUACUGAAUAUAGCUCAAACUUUGAGUACCUACGGUAGGUUUAUGCUGAAACUGUGCUCAGAGCCUCAGAAGAACCGAAUGACGGUGAAUAGCCAAUGACACAACAUUUUCAGCUCUACUGGGGGAGUACUUAUCUUCCAACUUCUUUGAAAAGACAUAGGCAUUGGUUUCUUGUGCAAUGUGGUGGAGUACACUAAGAUUAAUCCAUGGUCCGAUUUGACCAAUAGCUUUGUAUUUAUUUUCUUGGUUUUUUGCCUUGAAUAUUACCAUAUUUAAACUGAUUUUCAAAAAUGUGACCAUUUUAAAAAAUGACAAAAAUGUGACUAAGGUCACAUAUUUGGAAAA
Molecule: messenger RNA, 2774 nt
Organism: Cuscuta epithymum
Lineage: Eukaryota; Viridiplantae; Streptophyta; Magnoliopsida; Solanales; Convolvulaceae
Source: the annotation of a GenBank genome assembly